Messenger RNA from Coffea eugenioides, 1596 nucleotides. RefSeq lists its product as uncharacterized. Gene Ontology annotation, molecular function: zinc ion binding; nucleic acid binding. The record is from RefSeq and is a predicted model, not a curated record. The transcript is spliced from 2 exons. Lineage: Eukaryota; Viridiplantae; Streptophyta; Magnoliopsida; Gentianales; Rubiaceae. Bases 1 to 1596 code for a protein of 531 amino acids.
AUGGAAGGCACGCGUAGUGGCCGAGGUAGAGGACGUGGGGGUAGACAGUCCACACCUGAACGGGGUACCGGAACUACAGUGCCCGAACCCAAUCCUGAACCUCAAGUCGAUCCCAAUAUCCAGGUAGCCGCUGCUAUUCAGCGGAUGACCGAUCUCCUAGCACAGGUAGUACAGCAGCAACCGGGCCCCAAUCCUAAUCCUCCAGUUGGGAAUCCUGGAAACCCUGGAAAUCAUGUCGAGAGCGACGACCGAGCUCUUGAACGAUUUCAAAAAUUUUCUCCACCUAAAUUUCUCGGAGGGCCCGAUUCGGAUGUGGCAGAACAAUGGUUGGAGAAGAUGAUAGACAUUUUUGCCGCUCUACGUUACUCGGAAGAGAGGCAAGUUACCUUUGCGGUUUUUCAACUCGAAGGGGCUGCUCGCUCUUGGUGGAACAUUAUCCGGACCAAAUGGGAGCGAGAACAGACACCAAGAACUUGGACGAAUUUCGUAAGGGAAUUCAAUGCCAAGUACUUUCCACCGUUGGUUCAGGAGAAAAAAGAGGACGAAUUUAUUCGUUUACGCCAAGGCACACAAUCGGUGGCCGAAUAUGAGGGCCAAUUCACGCGCUUGUCUAAGUUUGCCCCUGAGCUCAUCUUGACAGAACAAAGAAGGGCGAGGCGAUUUCUUCAGGGGCUCAAUGUGAAAAUCCAAAAGGAUUUGGCCGUAGCCCAAAUCACUACUUUCAGUGAUGCUGUUGAGAAAGCAUUACGAUCCGAGAACGCAAGGCUUCAGGUGAGGAAUUUCCAGAAUCGAAAGCGUGGAGCUGCUGGAAGUAGCUCAACUCAAGGGGAUAAAAGUACCCCUCCUAAGUUUGGAAGGGGAGCUGGGGGGGGACGGUUUGCGAGUCCGACCAGAGGGGCUCCCUCUCGAGGAAGCCAACCGGGACGAGGCCAACCGAGAAGUGCCUCACAAGGGAGUUCCGCUACUGUUACGCGUGGAUCGUGUAGCUUCUGUGGGAAACCAAACCACACAGAGGACGACUGUUGGAGGAAACAGAACAAGUGCUUACGCUGCGGGAGUGCAGAGCACCGGCUCGCUAGUUGUCCAGUCCAAGGCCGAGACGUGAAAGGAACUACACCGACAUCCAAGGCUACCUCAAGUCAAUCGCGGGUAGAAGGAGCCAAACCGAAGGUACCCGCUCGGGUAUACUCCAUCGAGCAACGUCCAGUUCCUGACUCGGCCGAGGUAGUGGAAGGUACGAUUCCUGUCUUCCACCGCCUAGCUAGAAUUUUGAUAGAUCCUGGAGCCACCCAUUCUUUCGUUAACCCCGAGUUUAUGUGCGGAAUUGAUAUAAACCCUGUUAUUCUUCCCUUUGAGCUGGAAGUUAGUACUCCUACGGGGGACCAAUGUUUGAUUUCUAGCAAGAUGUAUACGAAUUGUGAGAUCUGGGUAGGUGAGAGGAAGUUACUGGGAAAUUUGAUAAGUUUAGCCAUAAAGGGAUACGAUGUGAUAUUGGGCAUGGAUUGGUUGGCUCGCUACGAUGCCCAACUGGAUUGUAAGAGGAAAAUAGUAGAAUUUCGUAUUCCUGGGGAGGCAACUUUGAGAAAGAGAGAUUGA